GUGGAAUUGAACAACAACAAUUAACAUUUACAACUGUGAAUGGUCUGUACGAGAGCAAGAAUGGGGAAUAGGGUGGAAUUGCUGGAGAUGAACUUUAUCGUUAUGAAAACGAUGAUGGAAACUACCGUUAAUCCAGAUUAGAGGAUGAUCAAGAUCCCAACAUAAUCACCAGGCGAGGAAUUCGGUCAUCCCAACUUCUCUCAGUUCGCAUUAUUCGUCGCGAACUGUUUUUCCUCACAGUUCGUCAUCGCAAGCCGUUUCUCUCAUUCGUCCGUAGGUGUUCUUGCAGUCAGCAUCAGUGUUUGUCGUUUCUCCUAGUUCACAGAUGCAAAACAUUACUCACAGUUCGCAGAUGCAAAACAUUACUCACCAUCGGCGCUCCUCCCCCUUUGGAUCGCUGCCGCCACCAACAUCAGUCUCCUUCGGUGUGACGUUCUCCUCCAACUUUGCUUCACCAAGUCGGUUAGCCGGGUCUCUAUGCCAUACUCUCUCUUUCAGAAUGCUCCACCAGUGUUCCCGUGAUCGGCUCCCCUUCACGUGCAGCCAGUCCCUCUAGAGCCGCCGCCCCUCUCCGUCGGCCCUACCUUUGCUGGCCCUAUGUUUGUUGGCUCACCUAGUGUCUCCACCUUCAUGAUCCCACCUCGCACACCACUAGCCAGCCCAGCCGGGACUCUACUCACGGAACUUGCCCAAAUCAUCUCUCAUGUGGCAACUAAUGUCACAAAUAUUGUGACUACCAAAUUGUUAGCGCUGGAAGACUACACUACCUGGCGGACACAGUUCGAAUCGUUUCUGGUUUCCCAAACUCUUCUUGGCAUGGUUGAUGGCUCCAUUCAGAAAAAGAUACGGAGUGGCAUUCUUUUACAAACAAAAUGGCAGAAGUUUCAUCGAUCAGAGAUGGUGGUGCUGGGAGGCAGUGAGAAAAGUAUCCAUAUUUUUUAUGAUUUUUACUAUUCUUUAUUAUAAAAAAAUUAAAAAAAAUAUUUUAUAAAUAUUUUAUUAAUUUUAGAAUUUUUUUGUGAUUUUUUUUUAUUUUUAACGAUUUUUAUUAUUUUUUAUGAUUUUGUUAUGGAAAGCAUUGUAUUAUGAAUUAAUACCCUUAGGGCUAUUUAGGGUAGAAAAUCAAUUUUUUGUCCUAUUUGGAGAAUUUAAAAGUAGUAAUCCUGUUUGUGCUUUGUAGGGACUCUUUAGUCCUAUUUAGGACAAUUUCCGUUUAUUAUAUUAUUUUUAAAUUUGUAUCACAGAAAUGAUUAUAUGGGGGCAGUUUUGUCCAUCUAUUGGAAAUU
This is a messenger RNA of Cuscuta europaea, 1286 nucleotides long. Lineage: Eukaryota; Viridiplantae; Streptophyta; Magnoliopsida; Solanales; Convolvulaceae. The record is from the annotation of a GenBank genome assembly.